Molecule: messenger RNA, 11011 nt
Organism: Coregonus sp. 'balchen'
Lineage: Eukaryota; Metazoa; Chordata; Actinopteri; Salmoniformes; Salmonidae
Source: the annotation of a GenBank genome assembly
CACAACAGGAAGAAACAUCUAGCUAGCUUCACGUGCUCCUCUUCCUCAGCUUCAAACAAACGUAUCAUACCAAAAACUUCAGGUAAAUGUAACUUGUAGCUAUAUAAUCUAACAAUGAACAAUUGAUCUUACAUUGUCAGUCAGUGUCGUUGAAUUUGGCAUGUAAACGCAUUACAUAGUGAUAGUGCAACGUCUUUUAAACGCAUUCUCGUAAGCCUAGCUAACGUUAGCUAGAACGCUAACGCGGGGUCAUUCAGCUCUCCUCAUCAAAUCAGUCUACACCGACUAAUGCCGCGUUCAGAACAACUCAGAAAUCUCCGACCUCCGAGCGUUCACGACAACUUGGAACUCGGAAAAAACGAGAUCCGACUGGGAAAUAUUGUGGAAAAGUUAAGUAAUUUCAAUAAUUCAAUUGACAAAGUGAAACUCAUAUCGUGGAUUAAUUACAGAAAAAGUGAAAUAGUUCAAGCCUGUAUUUGUUUUAAUCUUGAUGAUUAUGGCUUACAGCUCAUGAAAACCCCAAAUUCAGUAUCUCAGAAAAUUUGAAUAUGACAUAAGACCAGUGAAAAAAGGACAUUGAAUACAGACAUGUCGGCCUUCUGAAAAGUAUGUUCUUUUACAUGCAGUCAGUACUUGGUUGGGGCGCCUUUUGCAUGAAUCACUGCAUCUAUGCGGCGUGGCAUGGAGUCGAUCAGCCUGUGGCACUGCUGAGGUGUUAUGGAAGCCCAGGUUGCUUCGAUAGCGGCCUUAAGCUCGUUUGCAUUGUUGGGUCUCAUAUCUCAUCUUCCUCUUGACGACAGAGCCUGGAUUCGAACCAGGAUCUCUAGUGGCACAGCUAGCACUGCAAUGCAGUGCCUUAGACCACUGCGCCACUCGGGAGGACUUACAAAUUGGUGCAUUCACCCUAUAGCCAGUGGGAUAACCACUUUACAAAUUUUUUGUUUUAGGGGGGGGGGGGGGGUAGAAGGAUUACUUUAUCCUAUCCCAGGUAUUCCUUAAAGAGGUGGGGUUUCAAAUGUCUCCGGAAGGUGGUGAGCGACUCCGCCGUCCUGGCGCCGUGAGGGAGCUUGUUCCACCAUUGGGGUGCCAGAGCAGCGAACAGUUUUGAUUGGGCUGAGCGGGAACUAUGCUUCCGCAGAGGAAGGGGAGCCAGCAGGCCAGAGGUGGAUGAACGCAAUGCCCUCGUUUGGGUGUAGGGACUGAUCAGAGCCUGAAGGUACGGAGGUGCCGUUCCCCUCACAGCUCCAUUGGCAAGCACCAUGGUCUUGUAACAGAUGCGAGCUUCAACUGGAAGCCAGUGGAGUGUGCGGAGGAGCGGGGUGACAUGAGAGAACUUGGGAAGGUUGAACACCAGACGGGCAGCGGCAUUCUGGAUGAGUUGUAGGGAUUUAAUGGCACAGGCAGGGAGCCCAGCCAACAGUGAGUUGCAGUAAUCCAGACGGGAGAUGACAAGUGCCUGGAUUAGGACCUGUGCCGCUUCCUGUGUAAGGCAGGGUCGUACUCUCCGAAUGUUGUAGAGCAUGAACCUGCAGGAUCGGGUCACCGCCUUGAUGUUAGCGGAGAACGACAGGGUGUUGUCCAGGGUCACGCCAAGGCUCUUCGCACUCUGGGAGGAGGACACAACGGAGUUGUCAACCGUGAUGGCGAGAUCAUGGAACGGGCAGUCCUUCCCCGGGAGGAAGAGCAGCUCCGUCUUGCCAAGGUUCAGCUUGAGGUGGUGAUCCGUCAUCCAUACUGAUAUGUCUGCCAGACAUGCAGAGAUGCGAUUCGCCACCUGGUUAUCAGAAGGACAAUACCCCAUAAAUUCUCUAUGGGGUUCAGAUCAGGUGGGAUUGCUGGCCAAUCAAGCACAGUAAUCCCAUGGUCAUUGAACCAGGUAUUGGUACCUUUGGCAGUGUGGGCAGGUGCCAAAUCCUGCUGGAAAAUGAAAUCGCAUCUACAUAAAGCUUGUCAGCAGAAGGAAGCAUGAAGUGCUCAAACAUUUCCUGGUAGAUGGCUGAGUUGACUUUGGACUUGAUGAAACACAGUGGACCAACACCAGAAGAGGACAUGGCUUCCCAAAUCAUCACUGACUGGAAACUUCACACUGGACUUCAAGCAACUUGGAUUCUGUGCCUCUCCACUCUUCCUCCAGACUCUGGGACCUUGAUUGCCAAAUUAAAUGUAAAAUUUACUUUCAUCUGAAAAGAGGACUUUGGACCACUGAGCGACAGACCAGUUAUUUUUCUCCUUAGCCCAGGUAAGACACUUCUGACGUUGCCUCUGGUUCAGGAGUGGCUUGACACGAGGAAUGCGACAGUUGUAGCCCAUUUCCUGGAUACAUCUGUGCGUGGUGGCUCUUGAUGCACUGACUCCUGCCUCAGUCCACUCCUUGCCCACAUUUUUGAAUGGCCUUUGCUUGACAAUCCUCUCAAGGCUCCGGUUAUCCCUGUUGCUUGUGCACAUUUUCCUACCACACUUCUUCCUUCCACUCGACUUUCCACGAAUACGCUUGCAUAAUGCACUCUGAACAGCCAGCUUCUUUAGCAAUGAUCUUUUGAGGCUUUCCCUCCUUGUGGAGGGUGUUGAUGACUGUCUUCUGCACAACUGUCAAGUCAGCAGUCUUCCCCAUGAUUGUGAAGCCUACUGAACUGGACUGAGAGACCAUUUAAAGGCUCAGGAAACUUUGCAGGUGUUUUGAGUUAGUAGCUGAUUAGAGUGUGACUCCUUGAGUCUACAAUAUUGAACUUUUUCACAAUAUUCUAAUUUUCUGAGAUACUGAAUUUGGGGUUUUCAUGAGCUGUAAGCCUUAAUCAUCAAGAUUAAAACAAAUACAGGCUUGAACUAUUUCACUUUUUGUGUAAUUAAUCCAUGAUAUGAGUUUCACUUUGUCAAUUGAAUUAUUGAAAUUACUUAUCUUUUCCACAAUAUUCUAAUUUAUUUGAGCUGCACCUGUAUAUUUGGAGUCUUUGGCCAAGUCGGGAACUCGGGCCUCUUUCCAGAGCUCCGACUUUCUGACCUGAAGAUCAAUGAGUCAUGAUUAAUCUCGUAUUUUUCCGAGUUCCCAGUUGUCUUGAACGCACCAAUAACACUGGUAUAGACUAAGAUUUUUAUAACUAAACCAAGCUAGACCACAGCCUGUCAUUUCUAAUGGGAACAAAUGAGUCAGUGGUUCGAACAAGCAAGGAGGUGGGCAGAGUCAGGCUGGGAUAGGCUCCUAUUGGCGUGUUCUAGCCUGCAUCUGCAUAUUUCCGUUAGGGAACACCUACUCUGAAGUGUGCCUGUGCAAUAACACAAUUCGCCUUUGCGCUCCUUCUAAACAAUGCAAUUUUUAAAAAACGUUUAGAAAGGGUAAAGUUCCCUUUUAAUCGCUACAUUGGUGGCUGCUGUGGGAUAGUCUCUCAGGCCACUGUUGGAUGUGUUCCCCUGUUUUAUGUGCAGGGACCUUCCAGAGAAAGGGGAUAGUGAAGCCUCCCUGUAUAUGAGUGAGUUACUGCCUCUGCACAGAAGUCCAAGCUUUUAUGGUACAGGUAGUAGUGCACAAGGUCCCCGGUUCAAACCCUACUCUGACCUUUCCUCUAGCAAUUCCAUGGCAACAGAAUUCCUGAGACUCAGAUUUCUCACUUUAAAAUUAUACCAAACAAAAAACAUUGAUUUUAAAGUUUAACAAACCAGACAACUCUAUGCACAUUUGAACUGUGCAGAUAAAGUUUCGUAACACAAUAAAACUGAGGGAGAUUUUACCGUAAUUCUGUUACCAAACUUUGCAUUUGCACAGUUUUUGCAGUAAAUGAUUGUUUCGUUUUUUUUACUGUGUAAAUUAUUCAAUGUAGUCAUUGUGCAUAGUUGUAUGGUUUCUUAAACUUUCAAACCAAUGUUUGUAAUAUAUUUUAAAGUCUCAGCAUAAUUCAUUUACAGUCGAAUUGCCCCCUCCUCAAUCACUACUUAAAUAUACUAAACAAAAAUGUAAAUGCAACAUCUAAAGUGUUGGUCCCAUGUUUCAUGAGCUGAAAUAAAAGAUCCCAGAAAUGUUCCAUACGCACAAAAAGCUAAUCUGGGUGCUCGUCGUCCUCACCAGGGUCUUGACCUGACUGCAGUUCGGCGUUGUAACUGACUUCAGUGGGCAAAUGCUCACCUUCGAUGGCCACUGGCACGCUGGAUAAGUGUGCUCUUCACGGAUGAAUCCUGGUUUCAACUGUACCGGGCAGAUGGUAGACAGCGUGUCGUGUAGGCGAGCGGUUUGCUGAUGUCAACGUUGUGAACAGAGUGCCCCAUGGUGGCGGUGGGGUUAUGGUAUGGGCAGGCAUAAGCUACGGACAACAAACACAAUUGCAUUUAAUUUAAUUUUGAAUGCACAGAGAUACCAUGACGAGAUCUUGAGGCCCAUUGUCGUGCCAUUCAUCCGCCUCAUGUUUCGGCAUGAUAAUGCAAGGCCCCAUGUUGCAAGGAUCUGUACACAAUUCCUGGAAGCUGAAAAUGUCCCAGUUCUUCCAUGGCCUGCAUACUCACCGGCCUGCAUACUCACCAGACAUGUCACCCAUUGAGCAUGUUUAGGAUGCUCUGGAUCGACGGUUAUGACAGCGUGUUCCAGUUCCCGCCAAUAUCCACCAACUUCACACAGCCAUUGAAGAGGGACAACAUUCCACAGGCCACAAUCAGCAGCCUGAUCAACUCUAUGUGAAGAAGAUGUCGCGCUGCUUUAGGCAAAUGGUGGUCACACCAGAUACUGACUGGUUUUCUGAUCCAUGUCCCUAUCUUCUUUCUUUCUUUUUUUUUUUUAAGGUAUCUGUGACCAACAGAUGCAUAUCUGCAUUCCCAGUAGGGCUGGGCGGUAUACCGUAUUUUACAAUAUACCAGUAUUGAUGCACGGCCCGGUUUGGGUUUUUACUUUACCUUCUACAACGGUAUUUGAAUGUUUGGUUUGUUAAAUGUGAUAUCCCAUGUGUAAUGUCAAUUUUUAUAGUUUACUUCGCUACUUGAGUCAUCUCUCUCCAUGCCGCUUUCCACACAGACCUAGCCCCGCCCGCUGUCACUUAAGGCACGAGACACUUGCGUUUAGAUUCCUAAUGGUCAAUUCAGCACAUGCAACAAUGUUGAUGACAACGAUGCUGUUUUCACUUGCUUCUUAAUAUAAAUCCACUAGCGUUCUAUAAUUAGACUAUUAGUUUGUGUUUCUUACAUCUGCAAAACAGCUAGUUUGUCAUUUCUUAGUAAGUUGGGCCUAAAUCUUGUUAGCCACUAAUGCUAAUCGCUAGCUAAUACAUGUACUGAGUCAGAGCAAACGAACUAGCUAUACAGCCUGAUAAUACCAGUAAUGGUAUAGACCUACAUCUGUAUGUUUUUUUGUGCAACAGUAUCUUCUAAAUCAAAGAGGAAUAUGUUAGCUACAUGAAGUAGCUAAGAGAAAACAUAGGGUCCCCUAAGAAUCACUUGUCAACACUUUGGUUGCUACCCUGUCACAAUAACUCCUCCCUGGCAUUUUCAUUUGUUGUCAUUUCAAACACUGCAUUCAAAGUGCUCGCUAUUAUAUUCUAACUAUAGAAUUAGAAUAAUCAGUAUUUUUCCAUGAUUCCAACAGUUCGCCCAAGUGUUUUGCUCUAAAUUGCAACAUUUGGUUAAAAAUAAGGCAUAGAUUGUUUGCCCAUAUCGUGCCCUACAUGGCAGUGUGGAAAUGAUCUCAAAUGAGUGCAGGAAAUGCAGAAAUUGAUGAAAAUGCUGAAUAUUAUGUGGUUGAAUUGAACAGGAUAAAACAAUCAGAAUGGAGAAAGACCCAUUGAAAUCACUUAGAAUGUAUGUGUUGCCACCCUAGGGUCACGCACUACUCAUAAAGCAAAUGUUGAACUUUUAUUAUUCAAAAACAUCAAAUAUUGUCUAAUUAAAAAAAUAUUGUGAUAUGAUAUUUUGGCCAUAUCGCCCAGCCCUAAUUCCCAGUCAUGUGAAAUCCAUAGAUUAGGGCCUAAUGAAUUUAUUUAAAUUGACUGAUUUCCUCAAAUGAACUGUAAUAUUUUUGUUCAGUGUAGGUUUAUGACCCACAGCUACUUAAAUAUGUCUAUGCACCACAGCAUCGUGCCUAGCAGUUUAUUAAGGUGAAAGUUAGUUGUUUAUGAGUGUAUAAUGGUCAUCAGACAUCGUAAAUGGCACCCAGAAAUGGCACUUAGCCUAAUCCUUUUGUUUUUCCACACUUUUACAUGGCUGGAGGUGUUUGGUGCAGUUAAAACACUGCUUGUUAAAAUGUCGGAAAUAUGUGAAAAUACUGUCAUGAAGUUUUAACAGCUUCAUGAAAUGUAAAGAGCUUCUAUUGAACUCAGUCAUUGGUUGCGCUCCCUAAAAGACAUUUAUGCCUAUGGUCAGUGGUCUCAGAAUUAUCGCCACCCAAGGCGCUGUUUGGGUUCAUUUAGUGCAGUUGUUAUUUCUUGGCUGAAAUGACUUCCUAUGACCAUCCAAUAACCCCUUGACCUCUACCAGUUGUCUGAAAUCUAUCCUGUCUCAGAGUUCCAGCACUUUGUGUCAACCUUCGGAUGACAGACAUUUACCUAAUAGUUCUGUGUGUGUCCAUCUCUGUACAGCAUCUAGUCGGGCCAAAUGAGUGGACCAUCAAGGAUGGCCUCAUGACGUGGAGCACAUCACUGUCCCCUGCCUGACAUUGUGUGUAAACCAGUGGGCCAGAUGUCCUAUCCCACCCCCUUGUACUCCCACGCGGGCCGCGGGCCUUUCACUGACGUGUACGAGCCAGCUGAGGACACCUUCCUCUUGAUCGAUGCCCUUGAGCAGGAUGCUGACAGACUGAAGAAAAUUAGGUGAGCAGAUUGUGACGAUACCUGUGUUGUAUUCAUUAGUGCACACCGUAGCAAAACAUUUUGCAACAGUAAAUGCUUUGCAACAAAAAUGAGUUUCUUAUUGGACCAGUUCAGGGAGCCAUUCCCUGUUUCGAUCUGUUUGGUAUCUAGUGAAAAUGACCCUUGGUUGUGUUCAUUAGGCACCAAACGGAAGAAAAGAGACUGAAAAGGGAGGGACUCCCUGGAUUUGUCCAAUAAGAAUUUUCGCUUUCCGUUGCAAAACGGUUUCAAAUGUUUUCUGUUGCGUGCCCUAAUGAACACCACCCUAAUACCUGUUACUGGUCAACAAUACAGUUACUGACCUUUGACCCUCUCCUCCAGCCCCUCUGUGUGUCUAGAGGUGGGCAGUGGCUCUGGGGUGGUGUCCGCCUUCCUGGCAUCCGUGAUCGGACCUACAGCUCUAUACCUGUGAGUAGGUGUGUGUGACAGUGAGUGAGCGAGGGACUCUGACUGACUGACUGUUUGUUGGUUUGUUUGUUAGCAUGUGCGUUAGUAACAUGCCUAUAUCUGUUUAGGACAUUUUGUAAAAGAUACCUUUGUCUAGAGGGCUUGUGACUUGUAUGUGUGUUUGACUGGUGUGUGUGUGUGUCCUCCCCAGUUGUACCGACGUGAACCCUGAAGCAGCCCAGUGCACUCUGGAGACGUCUCGCUGUAACGGCGUUAGUCUGCAGCCCAUCAUCACGGACUUGGUGAGACACACACACACACUAGGGAUGUGCAUCUUUCCCUUUCAAAACGAUUAAAUACGUAUCUAGAUACAUGGGCUCAGAUACGAUACGUUUUGGUUUGAAACGAUUCAGUUUGAUUAGAGGAACAAAUUAAUGCGAUUCAGUUCGAUGCCAUCCGCCCUAACAAUGUGAGUCGUUGUCCACAAAGCGGCACGGCGGGCUGUCUAGCUCCCGCCUAUCCUUUCUUUGGAUUGGUGGAUACAUCUCAUUAUUCUAAUCCGUUUUUGAAUAUUCGAUGGUUGUUGAUGUCAACAACCUGUAUUCAAUGGAGAGAGAUACUGUGCUACUAGCCUCAUGACAUGAAUAUGCAUAGCCAUCUUGAGACAACUCCGAUAUAAAGUUAUCUUUCUCAAUGUUGCCGGGAUGUCACGUGUCCUACUUAUCUCAAUACACUCAUAACAACUUAAGCAUUACGAAACUUCUAUUCGAUCAAAUAAAUCUCACAUAGCAGAUAAUCUAUAAAAAAAAAUUGCUGACCAAAUUAGACACUCAUUGACCUCCAUACAAAAACUCCUUGCUUGGUGGGCGAAACAACGCUACCUGCUGGAGGGAGACAGAUUUUCCACAGAGUUGGGACUCUCUCUUCCUCUCUCUCUGAUUUACAUUUUAGUCAUUUAGCAGACGCUCUUAUCCAGAGCGACUUACAGUUAGUGAGUGCAUACAUUAAUUAUUAUUUUUUCAUACUGGCCCCCCGUGGUAAUCGAACCCACAACCCUGGCGUUGCAAACGCCAUGCUCUACCAACUGAGCUACAUCCCUGCCGGCCAUUCCCUCCCCUACCCUGGACGAUGCUGGGCCAAUUGUGCGCCGCCCCAUGGGUCUCCUGGUCGCGGCCGGCUACGACAGAGCCAUAAGGGAAACUGGGCAUCUACCACCCAACUAUCAGAUAAGGGGGGCAAUGUUUGCUUUUUGUCCCCCCACUUUUGAUCUGAAAUCACCAUGAUCCACUAAUACAUUUUUCAUUUUUGCAGAUUCAAGGUGUUUGAGCUAGUAAUGUAUCAAUAUUUAUCUUUAAAAACCAGCUAUGAUAUAGCCAAUGAAUAUAUACCACAACUUUGGAUUUCACCCCAUCUCAAAAUCGAAUGCUUUUCAUUUCCUCCUGAGUCAGGGUUGCCAUGUUCGUAGUUUUCAAGCGAAAUUGGGCUACUUUGAAAACGAUGUCACGGGUGAAAAUGUAUUGUUCGCGGGUUUUUGGGCUAGAUGAAAGUUGCACCGCGGACGCCAUGGCAAAUGUAUUUCACUGUGACCUGCUCAGGGCCUAAAAUGAACACCUGCCAAAUGCGGAUAGAUUUGGGCAUUGGCGGGUCUAUUUCACCAGCCACGUUGGCGGGUGGUCAGAGCUCCACAGUGUGAGCAUUUCACUCGCAUUUGUGAAUAAAAAUAGUCAAGUAUGAUCACAUUCAUAGUAAAAUGCUGCAGUAGCUGUUUUCAAAGUAUUUCUGCCGUUUGGCUUCAUAGCUUGUAAAUUAAUCGCACAAAGUCAAGGAACUACGAAUCCUAUAGCCUAUCCCACCUCGCGCUGGAACACUGCCUGGCUGGGGGCUGUGUGCAUGUGAAGAGCGGAGUGAAAGAUUAAUUUUUAGAAGCUUUGCCCACAGGCAUAAAAGUCGGUCUAAUUUACUUGAAACGAAAGUCUACUGAAGUGAGACUUUGUCCUUGUUUCUUGGCUAUUUACAUUGUUUUGUUCACAAGCUAGGUUGUUUUUCAAUGUUUGAGUUUAAACUGCUAGGGAAGGGAAGACAAUGCUGCUACAAGUCAGACUCAAUCUCACAGGCACAACGUGACUCUAGUCACAUUACCACGGUAACCUCAUAGCCCUUAAAGGGGCAGGUUAACUUUUCUCAUCUGUGAUAUAUUUUGGUUAAAAGACUCAGGUCACAAAAAAUCAUUAAAUUAAACAAUAUACCACAUUACUUCUUACUAGUAAAACAUUACAAAGCAUGCUCAUCCGUUUUUUUGUUUUGUUGGUGUAAUCUUUCAGAGAAAAACAAUUAUUUUGGCUGUUAAAAAAAUCUGAGUGGCUGGUUUUAAAUCUACCUGCCACAGUUGCUGGUGGACCAAAACAUUAAUUUUAUGCCUUGGACCUGUUGCUGACUAUCAGGCAGUGAGGCAGGCUGUUGCUGAGUGAGUGAGUCGUGGGGAGGGCAGGAGGGGUGUGUGUGUGUGUUGAGAGAGUACUGCAGAAAGCAGCAUAGUCCACUAUUGGUCACGUGAGUGAGAGGAGCCAGAGCAGCACUCGCGCUCGGCAUGCCACAUUUUUACCAGUUGUAGUUAGGCUAUUUAACUCGUCAUUAUGGAGACACCCCUUUUUAUUCCAAACCAUUUUCCAUUUAAGUGAAAAUGCCAGAGAAGCCAGUGUUUGGAGGAUAUAUUGGCACAGAUGUUGGGCAAACCGUGCCAAUAUAUCCUCCAAACACCGGCACACACAGGCCUGGUGAGAAAGAUAAACACACUUCCUCUCCAUUUGUUUACCCCAACUUCACAUCUGUCCUUCUCCGUUUUAGGUGGACUCUCUCUUGCCAAGGUUGUGUGGAAAAGUGGACGUUCUUUUAUUCAACCCUCCUUAUGUCGUCACACCAUCAGAAGAGGUAGAAAACUAGACUACCAUAGUGAUGGAAUUGUGUUUACAGUAUGCGUGUUUGCAUACUGCAACAUCUGUGUGUGUGUGUGUGUGUCAGGUGGGUAGCCAGGGCAUCGAGGCAGCCUGGGCUGGUGGGAGGUGGGGCCGAGAGGUGAUGGACAGGUUCUUCCCCCUGCUUCCAAAGCUACUGUCUAAUCAGGGGUUGUUUUACCUGGUCACUGUGGCAGAGAACAACCCAGGUGAGCCUCCCACUUCCUCUCUCGGUUUUGACUUCUUGGUUUGGGAUGUAUAUCUCAGUCUACAUUGAUACAUGCUACAAUGGAUACGUUACAUACGGCCUGAUGUUAUUUGGCAUUGAUUAAUUUUUUACUACCUUUGUGAGAAAAGCGGUCUACCCUGCAUAGCUUGUUUAGGUCCAUGGUUAGAAUACCACUCCUUGGAAUAUGUUUCUGUCAUUUGUGCAGAAUGAGUGAGUGACACUAUGACUGCAGUAUGUAGGUGGGAUCAUUAAAAUGUAAUUACCAUUGAAUACCACAACACUGGUCUCUGCAACAAAACAAAGUGUUUCUUAUUGGACAAAUCUAGACAAUUCAUCCCUGUUUCAGUUCGUUUCCUUCCAUCUGAUACCUAAUGAACACUACCUUACUGUAACCUGUUUCUUCCACCAGAGGAGAUCACCACUCUGCUGAGGAAGUCUGGCCUGCAGGGGGUGCCCUGUCUGUCCAGACGAACUGGGCCAGAGAGCCUCUCUGUGCUGCGCUUCCACAGAACAAUGUGACCCUCCCUGUCCCUCGACCACAGCUGAACCACAGACGAGACCAUGAACCUGCUGCUCCGACCACACCAGGACCACAGCGGGUUCAGCUUCAUCUCAACAACCAGGAGUGG